AUGAGCAACAGUUAUACAAAGAACAGUAAUACUGUCUUUAUAACUGUAUUAGAUAAACCCAGGGCCACACUGACAGCAGGAACAACAAUCAUACCAGUAGGGGGCAGUGUGACACUGACCUGCUCUGUGCAGAGCUCUGAUGGAUGGAAAUAUGAGUGGUUCAGACGAACCCAAACAACCUCUGAAGUUCAAAUCAAAGAUCAAGAAAACAGAGAUAUCAGAGUAUCUCAAGGAGGAAUCUACAGCUGCAGAGGAACAAGAGGAAACCCAGUUUACUACACUGAUAUAAGUGAUGAUGUCACCAUUGAAAUAACCUUUUCCAAUAAAGUUGUUGUAAAACAACAACCCAACUGGCCUCAGAUAUUCAGAGGUGAGACGAUCACUCUGACAUGUGAGGUGCAGGAAGGAGGUGAAACCACUGAGUGGGAGUAUGAAUGGAGAGGACCCAGGACACACACACAGUGGACACACAACAAUGAUUGGACAUUCAGAGUUUCUGAGUUCAGCAGAGGAGACUACAUGUGUAAGAGUCGACGCAGAGAUGACUCAUAUUCUUCAACAGAGUGGAGUGAAGCCUUCACAUUGUCAGUAUCAACAGAUCACCCAAAGGCCCAAAUAAUUAUUGAUGUGAGAGACAUUCCAGUAGGGGGCAGUGUAACCCUUAGCUGCUCAGUGAACUCAUCAUCAUCUGGAUGGAAAUACUACUGGUACAGAGAUGAGAACUCCUCUGAACCUCUGACCACACAAGAUGCAGUUCAGAUGCAGUUGCAGAUGCAGCUCCCUUCAGAUGGACAAAUCAGUGUCUCACAGGAAGGACUCUACAGGUGCAGAGGAGGAAGAGGAAACCCAGUUUAUUACACAGAGGACAGUGAUCCACUCAUCAUUGAUAAAAAUGCCCCGCAGAGCUUCCUGGAAAUUCGACCCAUCACGGCGCCUAACUCCGAGGACACACCGCCGUUCCCACGCUCCGGUGAGAUCUCCCGAAGACACCUUCCCAUUGAGGAUUUCAGACUGGACUGUAGCCCGUCUGCACCAGCAACUGCCGCAUCCAGCCACGACAUCCCGCGCUCCCUCCUCAGCAGCUCAUCCACCUCAGUUUCUCUCUACAAUACUUCAGCUAACAUCCCUACAACCGGGCCCGAGGAGCCCGUCCAGUCUCAAGCCACGUCGGCUGGAGGGCCCGAGGAGCCCAGCCAGCCUGAAGUUUCAUCAGCUGGGGGUUUGGGAGAACCCAGCCACCUUCAAGUGUCGUCAGCUGGAGGGCCAGAGUCGCCCGUCCACCUUCAACCUCCGUGUCUUCGUCCACGCCUGGCCCAGCUUCAGCUUCGCCUUUGCCUGGUCCUGCCACGUCUGGUCCUGCCUCGUCCACGUCUGGGCCUGCCUCGUCUGGUCCUGCGGUUGCCACACCGCCAUGGCACCCAGCUUGUCUUGUUCCGCCUCGUCUCUGCCGGCCGCUUUCCAGGCCUCUAA
Oreochromis niloticus (Nile tilapia) is the source of this 1470-nucleotide messenger RNA. RefSeq lists its product as uncharacterized. Gene Ontology annotation, cellular component: external side of plasma membrane. The record is from RefSeq and is a predicted model, not a curated record. Gene Ontology annotation, molecular function: transmembrane signaling receptor activity. The transcript is spliced from 8 exons. Gene Ontology annotation, biological process: immune response; cell surface receptor signaling pathway. Lineage: Eukaryota; Metazoa; Chordata; Actinopteri; Cichliformes; Cichlidae. The coding region runs from base 1 to 1470 and encodes 489 amino acids.